AGGGAUGACAGAGGUAUAGAUAUAUCGAUGGUGGUGGAGCAGGAAUACAGCACGUGUUGUGUGUGGUGUGGUUACACUUCUGGAUUGAGACAUGGUGCGGUUAAAGGAAGAGCUGGCUCUGGCCGCGGUUCUCUCUCUGCUCGUCGUUGUUUUAUCGACUAUGCAGAAAGCAACGGCUACUCCCUCCUGGAUAUUUGAGGAAGAAGCUCACAUGUCUGGUGUUUUGAUCAUUGGAAUUCGCAAAGAUGCCCGGUCCCACAUGCUGCACCUUUCUAGGAACAAGCGCUACACCUUGACCCCAGAGAAGCUGAAAUGGGACAAAUUUAGGCUUACCUACAAACUGCUGUCUUACCCAAGGAACCUGAUGAAUGCCAGUGACACACGCCGGGGCAUUGCCAGGGCCUUCGCCAUGUGGAGUGAUGUCUCACCUUUCAGCUUCAGAGAGGUGCCUGCUGAUGAAGAGGCGGAUAUCAAAAUUGGUUUUUACCCAGUAAACCAUACAGAUUGUCUGCAGUCCCACCUGCACCACUGUUUUGAUGGCAUCACAGGUGAACUGGCACACGCUUUCUUCCCCCCCACUGGAGAGAUCCACUUUGACAAUGACGAGUACUGGAUUUUGGGGAACAUGCGCUUUAGCUGGAAGAAAGGGGUCUGGCUGACUGACUUGGUGCACAUAGCAGCUCAUGAGAUUGGACAUGCACUGGGUCUGAUGCACUCGCAGAACCCCACAGCCAUCAUGCAUCUUAACGCUACUCUGACUGGGCGAAAACUCAUAACACAAGAUGACGUUUGGGGUCUACACCGACUUUAUGGAUGUCUGGAUAGAUUAUUUAUCUGCCCUGCCUGGGCCAGGAAAGGCUACUGCGAAAGCAAAAGAAAGCUUAUGCAGAAGCACUGCCCACACAGCUGUGAUUUCUGUUACGCCUUCCCGUUUCCCACACUUGCGCCGACUCGGACACCGCCACGGACCAAACAUAAGCUGGUGGCUGAGGGAAGAAAACUUACCUUCCGCUGUGGAAAGAAAAUUGCUUCAAAGCAGGGAAAAGUGAGCUGGUAUAAAGACAGCGAGCUGCUGGAGUUUUCUCAUCCUGGCUACAUCACCCUGAAGGACGACCACAUUAUCAUUGUGGCUAACGCUAUCAACGAGGGUACAUACACCUGCAUCGUAAAGAAGAAAAACAAGGUUUUGACAACCUAUUCGUGGAAGGUACGAGUGCGCUUCUAAUGACGAGCCCAGCACAAAAUGAGAUGGUGCUGGACGAAUCCAAACACUGGUUCUGUCCCAAACCAGUGCAACAUUUGCUCUACAUCAUAAUCUGAAGUCUGUGAUUAAGUGCUGUAUUUAAGAAAAUGGAACAGAGGCAAAACUAUUGAGAUGGAACCUCAUUUACCUGGUACACAAUCUACUACAUUUAUAUGUAAAAGCUAUUAUCUGAUGUCAGGGUUGUUACAUAUAUUGUUUUUGUAAACGUGUUUCCUCGGGUGCUAAAUAAAACUACUU
Molecule: messenger RNA, 1501 nt
Organism: Trichomycterus rosablanca
Lineage: Eukaryota; Metazoa; Chordata; Actinopteri; Siluriformes; Trichomycteridae
Gene: mmp23ba
Product: matrix metallopeptidase 23ba
Exons: 8
Coding region: 92-1225 (377 amino acids)
Biological process (GO): proteolysis; extracellular matrix organization; collagen catabolic process
Cellular component (GO): extracellular matrix
Molecular function (GO): zinc ion binding; metalloendopeptidase activity
Source: RefSeq, a predicted model, not a curated record